UUUGUCUUUGUUGUCAUACAUAAAGCAGAGAUUAUUCUUCUGAAUUCAACCACAAUGAUCUCUCUUUACAUUGUGUGUUUAUGGGGAUCUUUGUUUCUAAGCAAUGUACCGUCAGUGCACCCUACUGCCAUACCGACUGCUGAACCGAAAUUCCCAAGAGCAGAGACUGGAUUAGAAACAGAUGCCGAUAAGCCUUUUACAUGUAUUAAGUGUAUACGUAUGGAACGAGAUUGCAGAGGUCCUUCGGUUAAAUGUCCUCUUGGAACGAACUUCUGUGUUAGUCAAAUAGUGCAAAAAUAUGACAGACGCUUUUACUGGUCUUCGUAUUUUGUGCACAAGUUUUGUGGGUUCGAUGUCUCGUCUUGUACUUCGCAAGCUAUUAUAAAUCAAAACGACGGCUUCAUUACCCGAACAAGCUGCUGUGAUUUUCCUGACUGUAAUUUACCUUUGGUUAAAAAUGGACUAAUGUGCUAUGACUGCUCUUCUCAUGGUUGUAAACAGACAAUACCAUGUCCUGAAGGAACAGUCUGCAUGACGGUUUUGAAAAAAGUUGGAAGCACCGUCAAAGUCUUAGACAAAAUUUGUGGAAAAAAGGAGCAGUGUGACCAAUCAUUUAGCCAACUCGUGCGGGGCAAGAAAGAAACAAAUUUUACUACUUGCUGUGACACAAAUUAUUGUAGUCCAGAGGAAAACAUUUAUAGAAAUGGAAUAAUGUGCCCAUUCUGCACUAAGGAAGGAUCCAUGGAGUGUACCCCGAUUGAUUAUGAGUGCAUGGGAACAGCAACCAAUUGUUAUACCUACACUGCUCCAGGGCCCAAAGGGAGAAUUACUCGUGGUUGCAGUUCAAAACAUAUUUGUGUGAACCCUAAGAAUUCACUUAAAACAUUUGAUGAUGGUGUUGGAAAGAUAGAAUGCACAGAAAAGUCUCUUGGGACCAGCCACUGAGAUAUUGGAGGUGAAAGCCAACCAGCAUUGCAAGCUUUACAAGAAUCCGGAGAACAGUUCGGGGAAAAGUAGUUGGUGGCGGCAAACAACUGAACAUUGAUGAUCAUGUAUCAACUUAAAAUGCAGGCGUGGGAGAGGGACUGUAAACUUAUUCGGGAAUGGAAGCAGCCAUAGUGGCAACUGGAGCAAUACAAAUAGCAAACUUUAAUGACAAUGGUUAUUGCAGAAGAAACACAAAGCUUGGAAACUCAAAGUGUGGCAGUAUUAGUGGCUGUAGGAAAACAAAUGCACUGAUUUAUGUAGGGCUUUAAUAAGGGAUUAAAAAAUACAUUCCAAGGCACAUUGCCAUUUAGUGCAAGGGAGUCCUGUGUUUAACAACUGCCAUAAACAGUCUGUGAAUAUAGGGAUACUUAUUGCUUUGUUUCCCCAGCACCCUGGUUCCCCAAGAUGUCCUUAUACUGACCAGUUCUCUUAAUUCUUAAUGUAGUGCUGCGUAAAGAGACAGGUGCAUCUGUACAAACUUUUUGCAAAUUUUUUUUUACAAAUUUGCACUACUGCCCAUUUUUUAAGUGAAUCUCAACAUCUCAAAAAGUAUUUAUAGCAUUAAUCCAAGCUGUAGUUCCUGUGAAAGAUAAAUAGUGGAAAACACUCAAGCUUGGUGGUAGCUAUUAAAAAUCUGGCAAUUAAGGUAACAAAAAUGGUCGUGGCGAAUGGUAACCAUUCAAAUGUUUGCGAUUUCUCUCUACACGGUUUUAUAGAAAGAAGAUGCACAGCACUCAGCUAUUCUCACUUUUCUUUUGGUAAUUUAAAUGGUGGCAAUAAAAGCAACCCAAAUUUUGUUGGUAGAAAUUAAUCAAAAACAAUUAAGAUAUAUACGGUUUCAAAGUUUGUUAGUGGUAAGAAGGGUACCAUAACUAACUUUUAAAUAACAUGCCUGGGAGACAUCUACACUUGCUUUUUUUCUCCUACGGAAAAGAGUGAGUGAAUAUAACAUGUUGUGGGAUAUGUGUCAUGGUAUUAUUUCAGCAACAGCUUUCUGGUGCACAAUAAUUAUGUUGUUUUUCAGCAGAUUGUUUAAUCUGUUCUAUUUGUUGACGCCAUAACUUAGCAAAUGCCUGUGUAAUUUUAUCUGCUCAUUUAUUAAUAAAAGCUUUUCUUAUAUAGA
Molecule: messenger RNA, 2110 nt
Organism: Xenopus laevis (African clawed frog)
Lineage: Eukaryota; Metazoa; Chordata; Amphibia; Anura; Pipidae
Product: phospholipase A2 inhibitor subunit gamma B
Exons: 8
Coding region: 55-945 (296 amino acids)
Source: RefSeq, a predicted model, not a curated record